Molecule: messenger RNA, 3303 nt
Organism: Zychaea mexicana
Lineage: Eukaryota; Fungi; Mucoromycota; Mucoromycetes; Mucorales; Lichtheimiaceae
Exons: 8
Coding region: 450-3107 (885 amino acids)
Biological process (GO): mRNA catabolic process
Cellular component (GO): exosome (RNase complex); P-body
Molecular function (GO): RNA binding; 3'-5'-RNA exonuclease activity
Source: RefSeq, a predicted model, not a curated record
GAGCUUUUCUGGAGCCGUGUGUGUGUGUGUGUGUGUGUGUGUGUGUAACCAUGCAUGUAUUCCAUAUACACUCACGCUCACACUCACACCCAUCAUCAGAAAACAAAAAGAGUAAAGAAAGAAAAAGACACACGCUCCCCACUUUUCUCUUUCUUUCCAUUACUAUUCUUGCUAUGGCAACAUUAACGGCUACAACUGCUGCUGCUGCUGCAGCCCAAGACACUGUGUGUGUUCCCAUCCCAAGAGAAGAGCGGCUGGUUGUUUACUAAUAAUGACAUCUUCUUUUCAUACAGAACGACCAAGCCCACCAGUCAAAGGAAAGCAAGCAGCAGAGUCAUCAUCACCACCAUCGCGGUCGACGAGGUAGUCGGCGAUCCUCUGGGAAGAAGAAGGACGAGCAAGAUGACGAGUCGCCUGCGCUCCAAUCCGUGCACGAUAUUAUUGCUGAAAUGCGGCGGCUGCCCAUCGCUAGCAGCAGCACUGAAUGGUCCCGUAGGAGCAGACGUCACUCGGAACCAUUUAAUCAACGCGUUGAACCGACUACUACUUCUGCUGCUGCUGCUGCUGCCACUAGUAAUGUUUUCCAUCCGCUAGCAGUUCCGCCGCCAGAGUUCAACUUUCCCAUCGGUCCUGCUGCUGCUGCUGCAGAAGAAGCGGCAAAAGAACAAAUAAAACACGAACGAGGUCACUUGAGCAUGCCGAAACGGGUGAGAAGUCAGUCCUUGCCCGGUCAUUUCGAUCACGACAAGGCAUCAGCAUCACCAUCCUCUUUAACAAACAAUUAUAGCAACGUCGCUGCAACAACAACGCGUCGUGCACUUUAUCCCACGCAUAUUCCUGUGCCUGAUGCCAUCCACCUGAUUCAAACGCGACAGCUUUUCUCGGGCAUGCUGUCUGUGGACCUCCAGGACAGCUCGGAUGCCUUUGUCGCUUGCGAAGAACUGGGUAGCGACAUCUACAUCUACGGCUCGCGUAACCGCAACCGUGCACUGGACGGGGACCACGUUGCAGUUGAAUUGGUCGAUGUGGAGAACAUGCUGGCUGAAAAGGCAUCUAAAAAGCAAGCGCGUCGACGCUCGUCUCUUGCUGCAGCCACGUUGCACUCUAUUCCUGAAGAAAGUGUGGCUCCCAGUGUUUCCAGCACUACGAAUGAUGUUAUGCGUCGUCCUGCAUAUUGUGGUAAGGUGGUGUCCAUUCUCGAACGACCAAAACGGAUGCUGUUCUCAGGUACACUGUCACUAGACAGACCCAGUAGUACGGCUGCUUCAAUGACUCAUCCCGCCUUUUUUCAACAACCACCAAUCGCACCUCUACAGCAACAGCAGCAGCAGCAAAAACCAUCUAUUAUAUGGUUUGUUCCAGCAGACAAGCGUCUACCAUUGGUUGCAGUUCCUGUGAAGCAUGCGCCUUACGGGUUCAUAAAGUACCACGAAGAGUUCAGACACCGAAUAUUUAUCGGGAGUAUCCAACGAUGGCCAGCGACAUCGCUGCAUCCAUUUGGCACCAUUGAACGCGAGAUCGGCUAUAUGGGUGAGCUGAGCGUCCAUUCUCAAGCAUUAAUGGCCGAUCAUCACCUUAAAGACAGUUGCGAAUUUACCAAAGGCGUCCACAAGUCCGCAGACGCCGUUGAGAGUGUCAAUCACUCCAAACGAUUGGAUCUGCGCCACUUGGCUCUUUUUACCGUCAGUGACAGUGACGGAGGUGAACACACGACAUUGGCGGACCAUGGUUUCACAGUUCAGUGUUUUGAAGCUGAGGACUUGUUUGAAAUAGGUGUUCAUACAAUCGAUCUCGCUGGUCUCGUUCGACCUAAUACAUUGCUGGAUCGAGAAGCCAAAGAUCGGGCAGUCACUGUAGAUCUUGUGGAAAGGCAGGUCCCAAUCUUUCCGCCGACAUUUACUAAUACACAUGCGGAACUAUCACCUGGAAAAGAAAGGGCAUCGCUUUCUGUACUUUGUCGGGUGACGCGGUCUGGAAAGUUGAUCCAUUCUUGGAUCGGAAAAACCAUCGUCAAAUGCCGCGACCAUUUGGAAAGUGACAACAUUUCUCGUGCUAUGCUCGAUGCAUGCAAAGCUUUGCAGACAACCCGUCUUAAAGAAGGCGGUUCCAGUCUAGCGAUAUCGUAUCAAAAAUUUAGUUUAGCCGACAGCGGUUAUCCUCAAUCCAUCACGCGUAUUCAUAAAAACGAUGACCAUCCACUGGUAUUGUUAAAAGAGGCAGUUAUUCUUGCCGGUCAAGAAGUUGGUCGAAAGAUCACAAGUCGUUUGCCAGAGCAUGCUUUACUAUGUCGCCAGCAAGCACCUCCAUCAACGAAUGAAGAAUAUACACAACGUCAUUGUGGAAGAUCAGUGUAUUUUUGUAGCGGGAAUGUAGAUAUCGCGCGAUAUCAACAUCAUAGCUAUGCUGCAUCGCUAUACACUGUGUUUGCCGAGCCUCUUCACAAGUACGCAUGCAUUGUGGUGCAGCGACAAUUACACGCUGCGCUCAAAAGAGAGAAAGACGGAAGUAGUAGCACUACUACGAACAGCAGCGAUGACAGCCAGGGUAGUAACAAGGAGAUGGAUACGAUAGAUAAGCUAGCGCGCCAUUGCAAUGCUAAAGAAUUCGCCCGAGAUUCAGCAUAUGAACAUAGUGUUGCGCUUUAUAUUGCAGCGUAUAUCUACCGUCAAAGCCUCGAUAAAAAGGAGAAAUCGCUACUUCAGCAGGCAACAAUCGUAUCGCUACAGCCACCGUACUCGCUCAUAAUAUUUAUCUCGGAAUACGGCUUGGAAAAAGAGAUACACAUACUCAAUUGCAAAGAUAUCCAUACAGUUAGCUUUGAUCCAGCUACUGAUACCAUGCAAUUGAUAUGGCAUACUCCAUCAUUGACAUUUGCACCAACGCUUGCGCCACAAUUGUCACCAGCACCACACCCAUCAACCGCAUCACCAUCCCCAGCAGCAGAACAAGACAGUGAACUGGCGGUGGAACAGCAAGAGCAUAAUCGGUAUCAAGCAUCAAGUGUGAGACAGGGCUCUGUAGUAGAUAUCCGUAUCGUGUCAGAUAUGAAGGUCAUUCGACCUGGAUUAGAGAUUCAGCUUGUCAAUCCUUUUAAAAAUAAGCAGUAAAAAACUUUCUACAACCAGCCAGAUCCUCUAAAACUGGAUAGAGGGUGAUAUGUAUACGGGGAGUGUGGCUGCAACAACCGUAGAAGAUCAAUGCAAUUUAUGACUGAUAACCGCAAUAACAAGUAACUCAUGAUUAAGUUGCACUGUAUUUCAAACAAGCAGCAGCUUGAUUGAUUUCAGGCUGCUCUGUCAACGC